AUGCCUCUCGUCCAAUCGGGAAAAAGAAAGGAUGCUCACAAUGCUCUCCAGCUGUCCCGCGAUAAGGGCAAGGUGCGUGUCAUUGAACGAUCUGCAGCACUGCUUUCCUCAAUGGCCGGUGGCUUGUCAAAGAACCCACCUUCGCGCAGCAAUACUCCAGUUGGUCGCACCUUUACCAACCUUCGCCGUGGAAACCUCAAGCUCUUCUCCAUCUUCCGAAAUGGCAAGAGUUCUAUUCCAAGCUCUGGGGAUGCUAGGUCUACCAGCAUCAGCUUAGUUAGGAACAAGCCCAAAGAGGCACCACAGCUCGACGCUGCCAAAUCCUACUCCAAUACUUCUUUACAAUGCGCUAUGAUUCUCGACAAACCUAUAGCUCUACCGAAUCUCAACCUAGAUCCAGAUAGCACAUCGUUGCUCCAACUUACAAACCCUGCUGUCUUCGAUGGCGAAUCCGAGCCUUUCCUCGGCGCUCGCACCCCACCUCCUACCCCUAUAACCACCAGUUGGUCAUCACCGACUCUUUCUCAACAGCUCACAACCAAGCUCUCAAACGCCCUGAUGAACAACGAUACAGUAGUACACCGUCCAAAGCUAAGCUCCCGGCCAACUGUUGAAACGAACCACUUCCGGCAGCCAAGUACUACGACCUCGCCCAAAACUCCAAUGUCUGAAGCUCCUUCUCUUCCUUCAAGCGUUCUCAGCCCUGGCGGUAGUCUUUCGCCUUUGAGCCAGUCAACUGCACCUACGUCCUUGGUUUCCUCAGGUGGCCCACUGUCCGCUGAGACGAUACAUUGUGCCCUCGCAACCGAUAUCUCACCUUGUCUUUCUCGUGAGCCUACGGCUGAACACCCCCCUUCCCGGUUUCUAGUCUUUCCCCGCCAAGAUGCGCCACAGCUUUGCGCGCCUUCUGUUGCUACAAUAGAGAUUGCAGCUGCGGCGAAGAUCUUUUUCGAGUCACAUUUCAACCAGCUCAUUUCUACCAGAGUCACACCAAGAUCUAUGCGCCGCCGACAGAUGGAACGCAAACUCUUCGCCAUGGCUAUCCCUAUUGAACAACGUCACUGUAAGCGGAAAGAAUAG
This is a messenger RNA of Pyrenophora tritici-repentis Pt-1C-BFP, 1080 nucleotides long. RefSeq lists its product as uncharacterized. NCBI's taxonomy places the organism in Eukaryota, Fungi, Ascomycota, Dothideomycetes, Pleosporales, Pleosporaceae. The record is from RefSeq and is a predicted model, not a curated record.